This is a messenger RNA of Branchiostoma belcheri (Belcher's lancelet), 2255 nucleotides long. Its product is annotated as kelch-like protein 31. The coding region runs from base 141 to 1994 and encodes 617 amino acids. Lineage: Eukaryota; Metazoa; Chordata; Leptocardii; Amphioxiformes; Branchiostomatidae. Gene Ontology annotation, molecular function: protein binding. The transcript is spliced from 12 exons. The record is from RefSeq and is a predicted model, not a curated record.
GGGGCACGUGUUCAGGGCACGAAUGUUCGGCACGCACGGAAUGACCGCUUUUGGAACCGUCCUGAGUAGCCCUGCUGCCGCGGACGGGCGCUAACAUCCUCGGAUCGGGGGCAGGAUUCGAAGGCUUUGCUGCUUGAACCAUGGCACCGAAGAAGAAAAGGGGUGCAAACGGCAAAACCUCCCGCCCCAACUCCCCCCGGCCCCUCCCCAACUUCGAACACCACGGCAAGGAGAUCUCCAGCGGUUCCCAUGGCGACCGCAUCCUGCAGGGACUCAACAGGCUGAGGAACGACCGGUUGCUAUGUGACGUCACCGUCGUCUGCAAGGGGAAGACGUUUGACGCACACAGGGCCGUCCUGGCGUCAUGCAGCGACUACUUCCGGUCCAACUUCGUCGGGGACGCCAACAACAAGAACAACGACGUGUUCGAACUGCACGGGCUGUCCGUCCAGGGCGUGUCCAUGGUCAUCAACUACGCCUACACGGGGAAGCUGCACCUGACGGUCGGGAGCGUGGGCAGCACCAUCGCCGCCGCCAGCUACCUCCAGAUGCCGGCACUGGUCAAGCAGUGCUGCGACUUCCUCAUGACGGACAUCACGGUGGAGAGCUGCAUCGACAUCGCCAACAUCGCCUCCUCGUACGACCUCAAGUCCGUCAAGGACUUCGCAGAGAAAUACAUCCUGGAAAACUUUGUUGCCUUCUCGGACGGUGAGCAGUUCCAGCGGCUGAGUGUGGACCAGCUGUGUGGGUUCCUAGGUAACGAUGACCUCCUGCUGCACCCUGAGUUGACGGUGUUCCAGAUCGCCCUGAAGUGGUUAAACCAUGACCCCAACACGCGCAUGCAGCACGUGGCCAAGGUCAUGGGUCACAUCCGGUUCCCGAUCAUCCCAGCCUCCGACCUCGUCCAGCACGUGCAGACGGUUCCUUUCAUGAUGAGGGACCCUGACUGCCAGGCCGCCCUGGUGGAGGCCAUGAACUAUCACCUGCUGCCUCACCAGCAGAACGUCCUCCAAUCACGGAGGACCAAGCUCAGGUCAAAGUCGCGGGUCCUGGUGACAGUAGGCGGCAAGCCUCCCCAGCUGGACCAGCCUCUCACACGCAGAGUCAACAUGCUGGACACCAAGACCUCCACCUGGCACCACCUGACAGACAUGGUUUGUAAAAGCGGUCAUCAGGCGGCAGUGGUGAUGGACAACUUCCUGUAUGUUGUUGGUGGGGAGGACCAGUACGACGCCUCUAACCAGGCCAAACACAGCGUCAACACGGCAGUCAGAUACGACCCCAGGUCCAACACGUGGGUGCAGCUAGCGCCCAUGAUGGAGAGACGCACGCACUUCCACGUUAAUGCUGUGUCAGGGCGCCUCCUGGCGGUAGGAGGCAGGAACGCAGGCGGCACACUGUCCUCUGUGGAGAUGUAUGACCCUGCGAAGAACGAGUGGACGUACGUGUCCAACCUCCUGUACCCGCGCUGCUGCCACGCCGGGGCUGUACAUGGGGGGCUCCUGUACAUCGGCGGAGGGUACAUCGGCGGGACGUACUCUCGGUCCCUGAUCUGUUACCGCCUGUCUGAGGACAGCUGGAACGACCGGACGUCCAUGAGCCAGCCGCGGGGCUGGCACAACAUGGUGACGGUGGGAGAGAAGAUCAUCGCGAUGGGAGGCAGUCAGCUGAGCGGGAAGGGCGACAGAGUGGACGUCAUGCAUGUGGAGAGCUACAGCCCGCUGAACGACCAGUGGACGGCCCUGUCCCCCAUCCUGUCGGGAGUGAGUACAGCAGGCGCCGCCGCGGUGGGCACCAAAGUCUACGUCUGCGGCGGCUGGAGCGAGUCUACCAGGCAGUACCUGAAGGCCGUGCAGUGUUACGACGUUACCCGGGACGAGUGGAGCUGGGCGCCCGAGAUGAGCGGCCCUCUGGUCGCGGUGUCCGCGAUAGCCCUGACCGUGCCCGUAGAUCGAGUGAAAACUGGUUACCAGUUCGGAACGGAGUCGAAGUGAAUGGAAAAAAAAAGAGAUAAAAGCAAAAUCGCUUCAAUACGGUGUAACGAAAGGAAGAUACAAACUGUACCAAAUGUACGGAAACUUUCCAAUGGUUUCUACUUUCGCAUAUCAGUUGAUAAUGUCCAAUCGUUUUAAUUAAAUCCGCAAGUAGGAAGAAAGCAUAUUUAAUACUUGUUGCAAUGAUAAGGAAGAGUUUAAAUUUGUUUUGGUCUGCGUGAAUAAAAGUCGACACACAUCAUGACACAUGGGAUGACUGUG